AUGAGCAGUGCAACACCGUGUAAAGGCAGCGUGGGCCAAGUGGCGAGAGUUUCGGCUCUGUUUCCAUUCGAUGAUUUUCAAAGUUUCACUAUCAUUCAAGACCGAGCGGGUAUAAAUAAUAUCAGAAACCUCGCUUCGGGCGUUUUUGGGGACAUUACUUUCGAGUUUGUGAACAUCAAGGGCACCAAAAUCCAGACUAUUAGCGAAAACGUUUUCCUAAAAUCCCAUGAUAGACUUAAACGUCUUGAGUUGUCUGGUAACCUCAUUAGCGAUUUUCCUUUUGAAACUCUCGCAUCUUUUUUGAAACUUGAAACAUUUACUAUCGACGACAAUUUGAUAGAUGUGCUCCCAAAUCUAGAGUCAGAUUCCCUGAAAUUUUUUAGCAUUAAUGAUAAUGCAAAUAUGAAUUUCGAAAUUGAUGUGUUCACAAGAGUUCCGACUCUGCAGUCGAUUUCCAUGAAAAACAUUAGCCUCUUGUCACUUUCACCCGGGGUGUUUUCAUCGCAAAAUAAUCUCAUAACACUCAGACUGGAUGACAAUUUAUUGACGGAACUGAAAGAAAAUGCUAUUGCUCCCCUAAACCCGCGACUCGAAGAACUCUCGUUUGCUGGCAAUGAUAUCACUGAAGUCACGCACGAUGCAAUUCACGGGAUGGUUGAUAAUUCCAACCUGUCCUUCGCCAACAAUAGUAUCCAAACACUCCCAGUUGAUAUCUGGAGAGGCAUCUUCAGCCAGGUUGCCCCAAACGGAAUCAUUGACUUAAGUGGCAAUCCGCUGGAAUGCGGCUGUGACAUCAAAUGGCUUAUGGUUGACUUCAAAGACGACUACCUGCAUUUGUUGUCCCGCGAAACUGCCUGCAACAGCGGAGAAUUCAUUAGCGACUUAAAUCCCGAUUACUUCAAUAAAUUUUGCUGAUGAUCGAAGGCGUUUUCCUGUGCGUCUCUCUUGUCUUGUUUGAAUAAUAGUUUGGUAAUAUAU
Molecule: messenger RNA, 978 nt
Organism: Penaeus indicus
Lineage: Eukaryota; Metazoa; Arthropoda; Malacostraca; Decapoda; Penaeidae
Product: oplophorus-luciferin 2-monooxygenase non-catalytic subunit-like
Exons: 4
Coding region: 1-915 (304 amino acids)
Cellular component (GO): plasma membrane
Source: RefSeq, a predicted model, not a curated record